AAUACGUCGAAGGAUCGCGUUCCAUCCCUCCCACUCUUCCCCACCCCACUCCAAAUAUAUACGAGAGCUCUCCUCCAAUGCCCAUCCUCCCUCUCCCUCCUCCCCUGCAGCCUGUUUUACCAUCACAGCAGCCACUGACCAUCAGCAGCAGCUAAGCUCAGGUGAGCUAGAGGAUUAACCAGCAAGCCCCACAGCCAUCACCUCUCCUGAGUCCUGAGUCCCAAUCAGUCAAUCAAAGCUUGCUAAAGAUAACCGCACUAUUGUUAAUCAACACUAAUCCGCGAGGCUAACCGCCCGCGUCCCCGGAGCACGGAAGAAGGCAGAGGAGGACACGUUUCGGAGGCGCGCGCACGAGGGCCGAGGCCAUGGACGCGUUGAGGUUCGUGCGCGGCGCGGCGCCGCCCCAGCCUCCGGUAGCGUCGCCGGCCUCGGUGCCGCCUGCUGCCCAGCGGCGGCAGCCUCUGCAGCAGCCGCACGCGCCGCCGCUGCGCCUGUGGCCGCGCGGCGGCGGCGGCGGAGGGGGAGAGAAGCCGGCCGCGGCGGGCGGUGCAGUUCGCGGCGCGGAGUCGGGGAGUCCGCGCAAGGAGGAGACGGACGAGCGGAAGGCAGACGAGGGGAGGCAGGGGAACUGGGUGCUGCAGAUGCUGCGGGUGCAGCCGCGGUGGGUGGAGGCGGCGGACGCGGAGGCCACCGGCGGCAGCGGAGGCCAAGAACCGGAGGCGACCGGCGGCGGCGGCGUCGAAGAGUGCGUUUCUUGCGGCGGCGGUGUCGAGGAGGAAGGCUGCGCCGUCGGGGACGACGAGAGCGACGGCGAGGUGUUCGACCGCGCGUCGUUCUCGAGGCUCCUGAGGAAGGUGUCGCUCGGGGAGGCCAAGGAGUACUCCAAGAUGUCCUACCUCUGCAGCAUCGCCUACAUGAUACCCAGGAUUCAGCCAAAAUGUCUCCGAAGGUACAAUUUGCGGUUUGUGACUUCGUCAGUGCAAGAGAAGGCCAGAACAAGUCCUGAUGAGAAGCAGGAGAUUUCCACUGGGAAAACUGAUUCCCCGGAUCAAGAAUCUGAAGUUGUCGAGAAUGCUGCAGUGGGGAGCAAGAAGAAAGGAAGUGGCCUGGGGAUAAACCCCUUCGGCGCCUACCAGUUCAUGUCGUCGUCUGCCUCUUAUUUGCAUUCCCGGGCAAUGGGCAUUAUGCCCUUUGGUUCCAGAAACGAUGCCAAUAACGAUCCAACAAUCAUAGCCAUUGUAAAUGGCGAGAACGGUGAAGGGUUAACCGUGGACGAAGCCUCAUUUGUAGCCACGACGAAUUCAGUAACCUCGAUGGUUGCGGCGAAGGAAGAAACACGACAAGCUGUCGCAGAUGAUCUGAAUUCAUUGAGAUCUUGUCCCUGUGAAUGGUUCGUUUGUGAUGAUGAUCAAUGCAGCACAAGAUACUUUGUGGUUCAGGGCUCAGAGUCGAUGGCUUCUUGGCAGGCUAACCUCUUAUUUGAACCUGUCAAGUUUGAGGAGCUCGACGUGCUCGUUCACAGGGGAAUAUACGAAGCUGCCAAGGGAAUAUAUCACCAGAUGUUGCCAUACGUGAAAUCUCACCUGAAAAGCCAUGGUAAAUCUGCAGCGUUGCGGUUCACCGGCCAUUCUCUCGGCGGGAGCCUGGCUCUGCUUGUGAACCUGAUGCUGUUGGUGAGAGGAGAGGCUCCCGCUUCCGCAUUGCUGCCUGUGGUCACGUUCGGUGCGCCAUGCAUCAUGUGCGGCGGCGACCACCUGCUUCGUAUACUUGGGUUGCCGAGAAGCCACGUCCAGUCGAUCACGAUACAUCGAGACAUCGUUCCCCGGGUGUUUUCUUGCAAUUAUCCAGACCAUGUUGCGAACAUUUUGAAGCUCGCGAAUGGGAAUUUCCGCGGUCAUCCGUGCCUCACGAACCAGAAGCUCCUGUACGCGCCAAUGGGGGAGGUGCUCAUCCUGCAGCCGGACAAGCGGCUCUCCCCGCACCACCACCUGCUCCCGCCGGACAGCGGCAUCUACCACCUGGGUGACUCCUCGUCGUCGGGCGUCUCCCUGGCGCAGCUCCGGUCCGCGGUGUCUGCCUUCCUCAACUCCCCGCACCCGCUGGAGAUCCUCAAGGACGGCGGCGCCUACGGGCCCCGGGGCUCCGUGUACCGCGACCACGACGUGAACUCGUACCUGCGGUCCGUGCGCGCCGUGGUGCGCAAGGAGGCCCGGCGCGCGCGGGAGGCGGAGCGGGAGAGGCUGCUCCUUUUGUGGCCGUUCGGCGUGUCGUCGUCGGGCGCGGGGCGGAGCGGCGGCGGCGGCCUCGUGGACGCCGCGCUCCAGGGCGGGAGGGAGACGGCGAGGCGGGUGCAGAGGCACGCGCGCCUCUUUGUGGUGCUCCUAGCCGUUAGAUUGCGGUGAUAGGUUUACGCCGGUCCGAUCCGUUCGUUCGUACACCGAUACACGAUUCUUUUACGUGAAUGGAAAUGGAAACUUCGAUC
Molecule: messenger RNA, 2482 nt
Organism: Phragmites australis (common reed)
Lineage: Eukaryota; Viridiplantae; Streptophyta; Magnoliopsida; Poales; Poaceae
Product: phospholipase A1 PLIP2, chloroplastic-like
Exons: 5
Coding region: 366-2402 (678 amino acids)
Biological process (GO): lipid metabolic process
Molecular function (GO): glycerophospholipid phospholipase A1 activity
Source: RefSeq, a predicted model, not a curated record